Molecule: messenger RNA, 743 nt
Organism: Saitoella complicata NRRL Y-17804
Lineage: Eukaryota; Fungi; Ascomycota; Saitoellomycetes; Saitoellales; Saitoellaceae
Exons: 2
Coding region: 84-743 (219 amino acids)
Biological process (GO): regulation of signal transduction
Molecular function (GO): protein phosphatase inhibitor activity
Source: RefSeq, a predicted model, not a curated record
CAGUACGUUACCAUCGACCAUCAAACAGAACAGCAUACAUCCCGUUCGUUACCAUUCAAUCACUUCGAACGACUCAAUCGACAAUGUCUAACGCCCCUCCAUCCUCUUCCGGCGUCAUCCACCCCGUCCCAAUCCUCAAAAACGCUCACUCCUCUACCUCAACCACAACCCCACCCGACGCAUCCCUCGAAACAAACACCACCUUUAACGCAAAACCUCCCCGACGCCGCUCAUCCGCGAAUGUCCCACCACUCACAAACCGCCGUCUGAGUUUCCAGAAAGUGGUGGAGAAUGAGCCGCCCGUCCCACUCGGCACUGGUGGUGCUGCGGGGCAUACACCCAGACUAAAGUGGGACGAAGCAAACUUGUAUCUAACCGAACAACAAAAAUCCUCAACAAUGAAAAUCACCGAACCCAAAACCCCCUACGAACGCCGCCUCGACCCCCACGAAAUCGACGCGAUGGGGUUAGACGACGACGACCUCCCUCCAAUGUCUCUCGGUGAAGCCGAAGAAUCCCCAUCGCAAUGGAACUCGCCCAUCGGAAACGCAACAGUGGAACGCAUGGAGGUGGAUGAGGAGGGAGAGGGGGGUGAGGCAUGGGAAGAGGACGAACCGCAGAGUCCAGAGGAGAAGGCGAAGCAUGAGGUUUUUAUGAAGAUGAGGAAGGGACAUUAUCAGAUGAGGGAGGCGAUCAAGUUGGGGCAUAAGUUGACGGAGGAGGAGGAUGAGGAUGAAGAGUGA